GCAGCAGCGGUACAUUGCUGGAACAUAAACAAACACGCCAUGGCAGACAUCCCUCCGAGUAGGCAAGAAAAGUCCCUCGGUUUGCUAACCUCCAAGUUCGUAUCACUGCUUCAGGAGGCUGAGGAUGGCGUGCUGGAUAUCAAAUCGGCAGCUGAUCAGUUGGCCGUCCGACAGAAGAGAAGAAUAUAUGACAUCACCAAUGUGCUAGAAGGAAUUGGUUUAAUUGAAAAAAAGAGUAAAAACUCCAUAGUAUGGAAGGGUGGUGGGCCUGGCUCCAACACACAGGAGUUCACCGACCGCGCCUCCAUGCUGAAGGAGGAGAUCUCAGAGCUGGACCAGCAUGAGAAGAUGUUGGAUCAACACAAACAGUAUGUACAGCAGAGUAUUAAAAACAUCACAGAAGACUUGAGCAACUUCAAGAUGGCGUAUGUCAACCAUGAAGACAUUUGCAAUUGUUUCCAAGGUGACACUCUCCUGGCUAUUCAGGCUCCCUCAGGAACGCAGCUGGAGGUACCAGUCCCUCAAAUGGUCAAUGGAGACAAGAAGUAUCAGAUUCACCUCAAGUCUGAGAGUGGACCGAUCUAUGUAUUGCUAGUCAACCAAGAUCAGGAACACACUCCACCUCUUGUUGUACAGGUUCCCCCUCCUGCUGGUGCCCUGAAGCCUGAACCUGAGAGAAAGGGAGUCAAGAGAGCAGCCUCCACACCCCCAGCCCAACCCUCUCCACCUCGCUCUCGCUCCACCCCACAGAAAGGCAUCACAGCUCACACCCCCACCUCUGUGUCUAGUCCCUCACACCCAGAGAGUGGUGAUGUAGCCGAGACAGCGCCAGUCUCCCGGAGGGUGCCACGCAAGGCCUCUGCAGGUGUGAGCAGCGUGACUGAGGCGUUGGCACCAAGAAGAGCACGCAAGAGGCAAGAAGCAGCCGCAGCGGCAGCUGCAGCAGCAGCAGCAGCAAAAGUGUCACUUUCCUCAGAUGUGGUGGUGAAGCAGGAAAGUAUAGAGGAGAUGCUGCCUGUCUCACUCAUCAACAUCAAACAGGAGAGGCAGGAGGAGAUCAGUGCCAGCCCUCCCACACAUCGUACUACAGAUACCAUACUAUCAACCACCGGAGAUAAUUCAGUAGAGGAAUUAAUAUCUGCAGAAGUGUUUGCGCCUCUGCUGCGGCUGAGCCCUCCUCCUUCUGAACGGGACUACAUGUUCAACUUAGAUGAUACUGAGGGUGUGUGUGACUUCUUUGAUGUUCCUAUUCUCAGUUCACUGAGUGCUGAUCUCCAGUAAGCAGUUAUGUAAGAGAAAUUCUAAGUCACUGAACAGUACAUUUCCAUUUCCCAGAAUAAGCAACUUGCUUCAUUACCAAGAUAGUUUGGGUUGGAGGACACAGUGGAAGCCAAUACUGUGGAAUCUGUUUCAGUAGAAUGUCUUGGUUUAAUGACUCCUGGGUGUAAAAUGUUUAAUUUUUUAUUUAUUUAUUUUUUCCUGUUUAUUUCUUUAUUUUUUGUAGAGAUCAAGGAAGUAAAGUAUUUUAACACUGGAACUUAUUGAGAGGUUAUCUGCCUUCAGCAGUAGGGUGAAGUUUUCGAGAUUAGAGAUUUUGAUUUACUUUUUAACACAAUGAAGAAAUGAAAUCAGCUUUAGUGGCAGUGGCUGUCAGGUGUGAGUGCCUGUUGUGUGGCUGUCUAGUUGACUCACUGAAGUAAUUAUGUUAGCAGCAUCAUUAUUGUGUAAGAUAAUUCAUGCAUUCCAUAAAUUAAUUUCUUGCCAGACCUCAGUAAUGUACUGACUAGACCAAAGAUAAUAAUAGUGGCACAGACAGUGUCAAAUGGUCUUGCAGUUAUAAUGUAAACAGUUUUUAAAUUUAAAUGUUAAUUUACCCUGAUGUUUUCCAGAAAAGGACAAAGAGAAAGAUAUGGGUAACUACAUAAAUAUUUGCCAAAGUAAUGUUUGGAUUACAACAUAAUUUUUAAAUCUAAUGUGAUCUUUUUGAGAUUUGCUAGGUGCUAUAAUAAUAUUGCUUUUUCACGACCUUCAAAGACAAGAUUUAGGUAUUGUUAAUUGUUUUUGUGCCCUCAGUAAAGCAUAAGGGAAUUGGACUUGGUUAUUAAAUCCAGUAAGAAUUUAAUGCUUUUCAAGAAGGUUAAUAUUGUAUGAGGUGUUAAAUUUGAAAAUUGAAGGGCAUUUGAAAGUCUUCUCUAUAUGCCACUGAACUGCCAGUGUCAUUUAUCCAGUCCUGUUGAAACUUUGCACUAAGUGUGAGGGAUGGGACAGUGGAUGAGGCAUCACUGCACACCCGUGAUACAGACACUAGAUCAGCUCUGCACUGCUGUUUUGCCCGCUGGGUAAUGCAAUGACCAGCCAGUGUGAACUAGGGAUGAAUGUUCAAAAUGAUAAGCUGUGAUUGUAAACAUGCAUGUGCAGUGUUAGUGUUGGUGGUGUGUGGACAAAUGACUUUUCUUCACCGUCAGCCAUGUUAUUUAUGUGGAGAAAUGGAGGAGGCAAAAUUUUGUGGAUUUCUUUAUUUAUUUCCAAUUUGGAUGAAUGGCCAUUGUUAGAAUUAGGCAAUGUACUUGCUUUCAGUUGACUUGUACACUCAGGUUGUUGACGAAUGUAAACUGAUCCAUGUUACGUUUUGUUGAGUUGGUGGAGCAUGUAUUAGUGUGAAUGCAAGUAUUAUUCCCUUGUGUAAGCAAGACAAAUAUAUAUAUUUUUUGAAAGAA
Messenger RNA from Scylla paramamosain (green mud crab), 2717 nucleotides. RefSeq names its product transcription factor E2F5-like. The record is from RefSeq and is a predicted model, not a curated record. The coding region runs from base 40 to 1281 and encodes 413 amino acids. Gene Ontology annotation, cellular component: RNA polymerase II transcription regulator complex. The transcript is spliced from 9 exons. Gene Ontology annotation, biological process: regulation of transcription by RNA polymerase II. Lineage: Eukaryota; Metazoa; Arthropoda; Malacostraca; Decapoda; Portunidae. Gene Ontology annotation, molecular function: RNA polymerase II cis-regulatory region sequence-specific DNA binding; protein dimerization activity; DNA-binding transcription factor activity, RNA polymerase II-specific.